AUGCAAACAACCGCUGGUGCUGUGGCGGAUUUCGGAGAACGACUGCCGAAAUUUUCGGCCCGAAGCCCGAUUAGCCUUCUGGAAGAGGCGCUGAGGAGUUGGGAAGCUGGCGAUCGGCAAACAGGUUCACAGCGCCUACGAGAAUUUUCAAUAGAGCAUUUGCGAGUGCUUCCAGCGGAAUCGCACACUGAAUGUGCGAGUUUAUUGCUUCGGUUGGCAUCGGUCGGUCGGAAUAACGAAAAUUCGGAAGCGUGUCUGAGAUUCACGUUGAAUAUCUUGCAGUCGACAUCAUCCAUUCAUGCAGUCUGGUCGCACAUCUAUGCGGUCAUCAUAGGCAAAGAUGAGAAAAACGAUUCCAAUAUACUGAAGCGUGUUCAACUUGAUACGGCAGUGUUAGCACUUUUCGAAGAGGCAGUUUCGAAUUCGGUCGUGUCUGAAUCGCAGCUUGAAAUCGCACGUCAAGUGGCGUCAAGAAGUCUGCACUCGGAUGAUUUUGAACGAAGAAUCGCUGCGAUUCACUUCUAUAUUGCAUACGCAAUUAAAGAUGAAAGUACAAAAAGUGUUGAUGAACUGUUGGCACUCGAGAAAUUAUUGUGUGAUUUGUGUGAGGAUCGAGAUUCGAGAGUUCGUUUCGCGGCCAUCAGAGGAAUUUCGAUGUUAUCCGACUCAAGGAAAUCACUGAGUUUUUACAUUUACUCAGUGGCGAAGAUGUUAUCAGAGAAUACGGAAAAAUUCGUACGAUUGGAAGCGUUGAAAAUUCUGAAGGAUUUUGCUGAUCGUCAACCAGAAACGUAA
Messenger RNA from Anisakis simplex (herring worm), 795 nucleotides. The record is from the annotation of a GenBank genome assembly. NCBI's taxonomy places the organism in Eukaryota, Metazoa, Nematoda, Chromadorea, Rhabditida, Anisakidae.